Molecule: messenger RNA, 1333 nt
Organism: Panicum virgatum (switchgrass)
Lineage: Eukaryota; Viridiplantae; Streptophyta; Magnoliopsida; Poales; Poaceae
Product: cinnamoyl-CoA reductase 2-like
Exons: 5
Coding region: 16-1179 (387 amino acids)
Molecular function (GO): oxidoreductase activity, acting on the CH-OH group of donors, NAD or NADP as acceptor
Source: RefSeq, a predicted model, not a curated record
AAUCGAGGCUGCAUUAUGGCGUCGGCGUCGGCGCCGCCGCCGCCGCCGCCGCCGCCGCGGCGCGUGUGCGUGACCGGAGGCGGCGGGUUCAUCGCCUCGUGGCUCGUCAAGCUCCUCCUCUCCCGCGGAUACGCCGUGCACGCCACCGUCCGCGACCCAAGUAAGCAUGCUGCGCCGCCCACACGCCGCUCCGCCUCCGCCUCGCUCGCCGUGAUCCGCCGACGUGUGUCGGAAGUUGGGGACUCAUGCAUGGCGCGUGCGGGCUCUGCUCCAGGUGAUCCCAAGAACACCCACCUGCGGCGGGUGGAGGGAGCUCCGGAGAGUCUGCUCCUGUUCAAGGCCGACGUGCUCGACCGGGACGCGCUGGCCGCCGCGGUCGCCGGGUGCGAGGGGGUCUUCCACGUUGCCUCCCCUGUGCCCGCGGAUAAGGUCCUCGAUCCUGAGUCAGAGGUGUUGGCUCCUGCUGUCAAAGGCAGUCUGAAUGUUCUUCAGGCUUGCUCCGCGAAUAAUGUUCAGAAAGUUGUUGUGGUUUCAUCCACCGCUGCUGUUCAUUUUAAUCCGAGUUGGCCCCAAGGUAGAUUGAAAGACGAGAGCUGCUGGUCGGACAGAAAUCUAUGCAUGAAAAAUGAGGACUGUUAUAGUGCUGCCAAGACAAUUGCUGAAGAGACAGCAUUGGAGUAUGGAGAGAAGAAUGGGCUGACUGUUGUUACAGUUUGCCCCUGUAUCGUUUUAGGUCCGCUGCUGCACCCAGUGGUCAAUACUACGAGCGAAUUACUCAUCUACAUUAUGAAAGGAGGUCCUAGUGUGAUGAAAAAUGUGCCCUGGAACAUAGUUGAUGUCCGCGAUGUGGCUGAUGGUUUGCUUCUGGUCUACGAGAAAGUGGAAUCAUCUGGGAGACACAUCUGUGCGCCAGAUCGGAUCAGCACAAAAGACAUGGUGAACUUGCUGAAGAAGGCCUAUCCUAACUACAAUUAUGUGAAGUGCGACGACAAGGACUACGUAUCUGCAAUCUCGGGAGUUACAUCGGAGAAACUAACGAAUCUAGGCUGGAGACCGAGGAAAAUGGAGGAAACUUUGUGCGACAGCGUGGAAUACUACGAGAAGGCGGGGCUUGUGCAGGACGUGCAGGGCCGCACCUGCCGUCUUCCUCAUAUUUUUCAUUAUGCUUCUGACAAAUGAAGCGAAGCUAUGCAUUACAUCUACUACUUUUAUCUUAUUAUAAGCUCAGAACGUUAUUGAUGACAAUAUUAUAUUGCAAGAUAAUUUUUUUCUCUGGAAAUACGUAGGAGAAAUACAUGUCGUGGUGUUUAGAACCAGAAACUGCAUUUGGACA